This is a messenger RNA of Plutella xylostella (diamondback moth), 2806 nucleotides long. Its product is annotated as venom dipeptidyl peptidase 4. Gene Ontology annotation, cellular component: plasma membrane. Gene Ontology annotation, biological process: proteolysis. NCBI's taxonomy places the organism in Eukaryota, Metazoa, Arthropoda, Insecta, Lepidoptera, Plutellidae. Gene Ontology annotation, molecular function: dipeptidyl-peptidase activity; serine-type peptidase activity. The record is from RefSeq and is a predicted model, not a curated record.
UUGUUCGGUUAGUCAGUGAUUGUUGGUGGCGGUGUGUGGACGCGCGUGGCUUAGUGACUCGUGGACAGCUGACUAUGUGGGUCUGAUUGGACCACUUAACUCAUUGAAGGGACUCGGCGGGGACCGUGCAAGGAUUAAGGAUACACGCGACAGCCAUGGGGUUCCGCAACUAUCUAGUCAUACUGAGCUGGGCGCUGUCUCUGACCAGCUACGCUGGGACCUCCACCCUGAGUCUGCCAGCCCUGAAGACCUUCACUCUGGAAGAGCUGGUGCCUCCACGGCCGGACCUGUACCCUGAACGACUCAACGUGCAGUGGAUAUCAGGAAAGGAGUACAUUUAUACGGAGCCCGGUAUUGGGUUGCGUAAAUAUAACGCCGAGACUGACACCACCAGCAUAUUCCUCGCCAACCACGAAUUAAUUAACCUAGGAGGACUAUCAAUAGGCGAUUUUUCCAAAGAUGGAAAAUAUAUGCUGUUAUCAGAGGCUAAAAAGAGGAUUUAUCGAUACUCCAGUGUUGCUGAGUACUCCAUAUAUGAUACUGAAAAUCAAACUAUAGCGAGGAUCGGAGGUGGACCCAUUCAUUACGUGGAAUGGGGAUCCGACACGUCUCUGGCCUUCGUGAGAGACAAUAACGUGUAUUACAUGCCGGACGUGACUGCUCCCGACUUAGUCAAGGCGCUGACUACCGAGGGGGUACCGGGAGAGGUCUACUUCGGCAUCACUGACUGGAUUUAUGAAGAGGAGGUGUUCAACUCGGAAGGAGCGAUAUGGUUCUCUCCAGGCGGGGAGUACCUGGCAGUUGCCUCUUUCAACGACACGGAAGUCCCCAGCGCCUCAUACCCGUACUAUGGAGACCCUACUGACCUGAACAGCCAGUACCCUCAUAUUGUCUCUUUCAAGUAUCCCAAGGCAGGUCGCAUGAAUCCAGUGGCAGCCCUGCACGUCCACAAACUGAACAAGCCUAACAGUGAACCCUGGCCGGUCCCCAUUCCAGUAAACCUGGUCGGCACCGAUAACAUCCUCGGCCGAGUAAACUGGGCCUCCAAGAACAUACUCGCAGUACUGUGGCUGAACAGACGACAAAAUGUCAGCGUGCUCAUGAACUGCAACAUGGAUUUGGAGCAAUGUGUCAUAGUUAAAGAGCACAGAGAGCCCAAUGGCUGGAUCGACAUAGCAGAGCCGUUCUUCGACGAAUCCGGAACGAAAAUGGUGGAGAUCUUCCCGAUGUAUUACGGCGACCGGCGGUACAUGCACGCAGCUCUGUUUGACUACAAAACGUUGAAGACUGUUGACUUGAGCGUUGGGAAUUCGACAGUGACUAAAGUCUUGGGCUGGAACCUGAAGUUGGAUACUGUGUAUUUCAUCGUUGCUCCUUCGGGUAUCCCGUGGCAGAGACAGCUGUGGGCACACUCGGGCGGCGCCGCGCGCUGCGUCUCCUGCAAGGACCCGGCGUGUCACCACGUGGUCGGGGAGUUUGCACCAGGCGCUGACUAUGCCAUCCUCACAUGCAGUGCCAUGAACGAUCCGCCUAGAAACUAUUUGUUUAGCAGUAAGGACGAGUCCUUCAAAUUACUCCACGACAAUGGGAGACUGAGAAGGAAACUAAGCCAGUAUAAGCUACCGAUGUCACUGUUUAACACGCUGACUAUAAAUGGUGAACGGGCGAAUGUGCAACUGUUGCUGCCUCCGGACAUGGAACCCAACAAGAAGUACCCGAUGGUGGUGAGGGUCUACGCAGGCCCUGGCUCGUCGAGGGUUCGGGAUAACUUUGAUCUUGACUACUCAACCUACCUGGCAGCGAACCGCAGCUUCAUCGUGGGCUCCAUCGACGUGCGCGGCUCCGACGUGCUCGGGGUCGAGGCCAUGCACGCCGUCAACAAUGCGCUGGGGACGUACGAGGUGGCUGACACACUCGCUGUUAUUAGACGCCUGGUCUCCCUUCACUCAUUCAUCGACGGGGCUCGCGUGGGCGUGUGGGGCUGGAGCUACGGCGGCUUCGCGAGCACCAUGAUGCUGGUGCAGGACCAGGAGAAGACCCUGGCGUGCGGCGCCGCCGUCGCGCCCGUCACCUCCUGGCUGUACUAUGACACAAUCUACACCGAGCGCUACAUGGACACGCCAACACACAACCCGGACGGCUACCUGCGGUCCGACCUCAUGUUGCGGGCGGCGGGGCUGCGCGGGCGCCGCUUCCUGCUGGCCCACGGCAGCGGAGACGACAACGUGCACUAUCAGAACUCAGUCAUGCUGGCGAAGCAGCUGCAGCAUCUGGAUAUCGAGUUUGAGCAGAUGACAUACACUGACGAGAGCCACUCGCUGCUGGGGGUGAGCCGGCACUUGUACCACACACUUGACCGUUUCUGGAGCGAGUGUUUCGCGUGACGAGCAGUGGAAUGAAGACAAAAAAGACUGUUUAAUAUUGUACUUCUACUGUGCUUUUGGAAGUGACUUGGGAGAAGUGGUGAUUGACAUUGGAAGAGCAGGCUCAUAAUUUUAUUGUAAUGAAGAUACCUACAGUAUUUUUUGGACCAACUACAGUUACAAGUAUGAAAAGCGAAAUUGAAUGGCUAUGUACCUACCUGUGGAAUGUGGCUAUGUUACUCGUAUCAUAUUUCGCUUUUAAUAUUUGAAUAGAUAAUUAUUACCUACACUAAAAAUAAACCAACUUCAUUGACGAAACUAUGAUUGAAUAUUGUAAGAAUGUAGCAAAAGACGAUUCAAUGUAAUUUAGAAUGUUAGUAAUCUUAAGUUUACCUGAUACCUGUAGAUAUAGGCAAAUAAACUUAAUAACUAUACUUAUAAAA